This is a messenger RNA of Thrips palmi, 1212 nucleotides long. It is a transcript of the gene Cpr97Eb, whose product is annotated as heterogeneous nuclear ribonucleoprotein U-like protein 1. NCBI's taxonomy places the organism in Eukaryota, Metazoa, Arthropoda, Insecta, Thysanoptera, Thripidae. Bases 50 to 829 code for a protein of 259 amino acids. Gene Ontology annotation, molecular function: structural constituent of chitin-based larval cuticle. The record is from RefSeq and is a predicted model, not a curated record. Gene Ontology annotation, cellular component: chitin-based extracellular matrix. The transcript has 3 exons.
CAUCCGCGCCCCCAGCAGCACCGCCACGGCCUGCACCUCCACGACCAACAUGGCCAGGAUAGCAUCCCUGGUGGCGCUUACCGCGCUGGCCGCCUGCCUGAGCUGCGCGUCCGCGCAGUACCGCAGCAGCCAGCCCCAGACCACGCCCGUGCCCAUCCUCAAGCAGAUCAACAGGCACAACGAGGACGGCUCCUACAGCUACGGCUACGAGGGCGCCGACGGCUCCUUCAAGAUCGAGACCAAGUUCCCCACCGGCGAGGUGCUGGGCAAGUACGGCUACGUGGACGACAGCGGCAAGACCCACGAGAUUGAGUACGGCGCGAGCAAGCGUGGCUUCGAAGUGGCGGGGACCGGCAUCAACGUGCCGCCGCCGACGCUGACCAACAACAACCUGGACAGCACGGACUACGACGACGGCCAGUACCGCGAGGACCCCAACAUCUACCUCAAGGAGACCGCCAGCGGCGCGCGCGCCGGCCCCUUCGGGCCGCCCGCCUCCAGGCCCGCCCCCGCCGCCCCCGUCAGGCAGCAGUACUCGUCGCCGGCCUACUCGGCCGCCCCCAGGACGCCGUCUCACAUCCAGCAGUACUUCUCGCAGGCCAACCAGUACAACCCCGCCCCCGCGUACAACCCUGAGCCCGCCCCCGCGUACAGACAGCCAGCCCCCGCCUACAAUCCCGCCCCCGUCUACAACCCCGCCCCCGCCUACAACCCCGGCCCGUACUACAACCCCGUGCCCUACCAGGUGGACCCCAACCAGUUCCACGGCCACCCCGCCCGGAACAUCGACAUCAGGUCCGGGUCCUACUCCGUGCAGUACAGCGGGUAGAGCCCCGACCGCGGUCGCGCGCGAGCGUCGUCUGUCUGUACAAACCCUAGGCUAAGUCUGCUCAACCCGUGAUAAGGCAGUUUCAAACGACGAUAGGCUAAGUCCGAUGCUGUCCUGUUAAGUCAUCGAAAUGGAUAGAGAUGCGCUAGUCAGGUUAGACUGAUUUUUGCUAUGAAAGGCUGCUUUUCAAACCCUUGUACAUACUGAGCUCCAGCCUGGUGAAAAAGUGGACUUUCUAUCCGGGCCACUAGGCUACCUACCUGGUGACAUUGUUAUCAAACCGCCAUUUUGUCUCGGACAGCAUAGUUUUAAGGAGAGGGGGUGCCUGUUGUGAUAUUCGUGACCAUACACAUUUGAGAAAAUAAAGAUAAACGUUGCCUCCA